AUGGCUCCAAGUUUAAACUUGAGCAAAGUGCCAAUGACACCAUUCCGUGUCAUGGCUGUAGUGGCAGGGUUUGCUGCUAUUUUUCUUGUAAUAUCAGCCAUAAGAACCACUGGCCCACAGCAGAAACUGGGGGCAGUGUUUCACCAUGCUUCUGAUGCAUUCAAGCGGGAUACUAUGAGCAGAACAAUGGCAGAUGCAAAUUACUGGAAAAAUGUAAACUUGGAGGCAGAAGACCUUCCGGCUGAUAUCAACCACACAGCAGCCAAAGUUCAGGUCAACUCAAAGACAGUCAAUAUAAUGGGCACGAACACCUUUUACCGAGAGGCACACCCUCCAGAUGGUGUUUCCAGUAGUGGAGAAGUGGUCGUCCUCCUCCAUGGUGCUGCCUUUAAAUCUGAGACCUGGCUGAACCUAAACACCAUCAACCUCCUUGCUGCAAUGGGUCAUCGAGUGGUGGCCAUUGACCUGCCAGGCUAUGGAGAGACAGUUAGUGCUAAGAAUGUGGACAAUGCUGACUUCUUGCAAGAGUUUUUGACCAAGUUAGAAAUCACGAGGCCAGUCAUGGUUUCCCCCUCAAUGAGUGGUGGCUUCUCCAUCCCGUACAUUCUCAAGCACCCUCAAGCACUUGGAGGAUAUGUACCAGUUGCACCUGUGGACUCUAAAAAGAUUGUGCCACAUGCCUCAGAAAUCACAAUUCCAACCCUAAUCAUAUAUGGAUCUAAGGACCAAAGUCUGGGUGUGGAGUCUAAGAAAAAUCUGAUCAACAUCCCAACAUCACAGGCAGUGGAGCUACCUGAUGCAAGGCACCCAGCUUAUCUGGAUAGGCCCAACCAGUUCCAUACUCUGCUCUUUAACUUCAUUAAGCAAGUCCAUGCUCAUAAAGUCUAGUCUAGGAUUCAUUCAAUUUUUUUGUUGUAUUGCUAUUGCUAUUUCUUUAACUAUAAUUCCUAACCUUUCAAUAUUUUGUGCUACUGAUUAUUUUAUAAGAAAGGUAGAUUUUUAUAUAUAAUAGAGUAUAUAUAAAACUCAAAAUAUAACAAUAAACAAAGUUUUAGGCCAUUUUGUUUACCAGGGUUUUCUAUCAUCUUUUUCUUUUGCAAAUUAAAAGUUGAACCUAAUAAACUAAUCAUGGGCCUGUU
Molecule: messenger RNA, 1139 nt
Organism: Penaeus monodon (black tiger shrimp)
Lineage: Eukaryota; Metazoa; Arthropoda; Malacostraca; Decapoda; Penaeidae
Product: protein ABHD14A-like
Cellular component (GO): cytoplasm
Source: RefSeq, a predicted model, not a curated record